UUUCUUCUCUCUCAAUCUUCGUCCCAAAUCUCCAAUAUCGUUUCCCGGCGAGAUUCCGAUAACAAUGGAAGACGGAGCAGUGGAGAUACAACGGGAAGAGCAACGUGUGAGACGUCGUGAAGAGAUUCGUCGCUUAACUGUUCGUUUAUUCGUAGCGGUGGCGCUCGUUCUAAUAAACGGAGUAUGCAAACGCGCAGCGGGUUUCGACGAAAGUUCAGAUCCGAAUAAGGGAACAGAGAACAGAGACGCGGCGUUCUACUGGGCGUCGAAGUUGAAUAGGAUAGCUCAUAACUCUUUUAUCCUCGAGAUUUCGUAUAUCUUUAUCUCGUUGCCGUGGUUGGAGUUGGCACCAUGGAUACCGAUGCGAAGUCAGAGGCAGCUUGAAUCCAAUAUUCUGUUUUCAUUGGGUUUUACUUCAUGAUGAUCUCCCUCUACCUUCGUUGGUUUGUUUGCGCUUAGUACUACUACUUCUUCUUCUACUCUAA
Molecule: messenger RNA, 485 nt
Organism: Camelina sativa (false flax)
Lineage: Eukaryota; Viridiplantae; Streptophyta; Magnoliopsida; Brassicales; Brassicaceae
Source: RefSeq, a predicted model, not a curated record